UAAUAAACUCAAGUGUGGAAAGCAGAUAAGCGACCAGAAACGUUGUUCUGGCAAAAUCCAUCGAGCCAGACAGACGUCCAAGCCGCUUAGAGCCCAGCCCUAGCAUUCAGCCUGUGUUUGCCGCCAGUGUCGCACAUUUUAUUGUGGCCCAUAGCCCUAAUCUCGAGUGUGGACCGCCACUGCACGAUUAGAUUUACGCUGAUCAUCAAAGCCGAAGACCGACGACGACGGGCAGAAGGACAAGAUGAACUCCAUUCUGAUAACCGGCUGCAACCGUGGCUUGGGCCUGGGCCUGGUCAAGGCCCUCAACAGCCUGCCUCAGCCGCCACAGCAUCUCUUCACCACAUGUCGCAGCCGGGCACAGGCAGUGGAACUGGAGGAUCUGGCCAAGAAGCACUCGAACAUACACAUCUUGGAGAUCGAUUUGAAAAACUUCGAUGCUUAUGAGAAACUGAUCGGCGAGAUCGAGGUCGUAACCAAGGGUGAAGGCCUCAAUGUGCUCUUCAACAACGCAGGGGUGGCCCCCAAGUCUGUGCGCAUUGGUGCCACCAGGCCACAGGACAUCCUAGAUACCCUGCACACCAACACCGUGGUGCCUAUCAUGCUGGCCAAGGCCUGUCUGCCGCUGCUUAAGAAGGCUUCCGAGGCGAACGGCAGCGAACCCAUGGGCGUAAGCCGGGCCGCUAUCAUCAACAUGAGCUCCGUGCUGGGCUCUAUUGGGUCAAACACGGAUGGCGGCAUUUAUGGCUACCGUACAUCAAAGUCCGCCUUGAACGCGGCCACCAAGUCGCUGAGCAUCGACUUGUAUCCGCAGAAGAUCCUCUGCAUCAGCCUGCAUCCCGGCUGGGUGCGCACCGACAUGGGCGGCAGCAGCGCCCCCUUGGACGUGCCCACGAGCACCAACCAAAUAAUCCAGACCCUCUGCAAACUGAACGAACAGCACAACGGUGGCUUCAUCAACUACGAUGGCUCUCAGCUGCCCUGGUGAUGACCGGUGAUAGUGCCUAUGCAUGUUAUAUCCCUUGUUGACCCUUAUUGUUGUGGUAAAUGCUGUUAAAUAAAGUAAAGGGAAGACAGCGUUA
Molecule: messenger RNA, 1082 nt
Organism: Drosophila persimilis
Lineage: Eukaryota; Metazoa; Arthropoda; Insecta; Diptera; Drosophilidae
Gene: sni
Product: C-factor
Exons: 3
Coding region: 245-988 (247 amino acids)
Source: RefSeq, a predicted model, not a curated record